UCUCUCUCUCACACUCUCAUUAAACGAAAAAUGUCAGACGGAGGAUUAACGGUUUUGGACGGAACACAACUCAGAGCCGUCAACUUAACGUUACCGUCACCGGCCUGCAGUUCAGUCACCGGUGCUCAGGUUCUCGAUUUCGCAGAAUCUAAAGUAUCAGAAUCACUUUUCGGCUUCUCAUUGCCGGAUACUGUCAAGUUGGCUGCUCUUAACCGCAUCGGCGUUACCGAUGACGUGGAAUUCCGAUGUGAAGAGGUUGAUCCUGAAAAUGUACCGUCUUUGCUCAGGAAUUACGUCGAUGCCAUUGCCAAUCAGCUUCAAGAUGAUCCUAUAGUCGUUGCAAUUUUGGAUGGAAAAACUCUUCAAAUAUUUUUGGAAGAUGAAGAUGACUUUGCCAUGUUGGCUGAGAAUCUUUUCACAGAUUUAGACACAGAAGAUAGAGGAAAGAUCAAAAGAAAUCAAAUACAGGAUGCUCUCUUUCACAUGGGUGUUGAAAUGGGAAUUCCUCCUCUUUCAGAGUUUCCUCUAUUAAGUGACAUUUUAAAGAGGCAUGGAGCUGAAGGAGAGGAUGAAUUGGGGCAAGCACAAUUUGCCCAUCUACUUCAACCUGUGCUUCAGGAACUGGCAGAUAUUCUUGCUGAGAAGCCUGUGGUUGUACUGCAGAAAAUGAAGAUCAAUAAUGGUUCCAAAUUAAGAAAGAUUUUGGCUGAUGAAAAGCAACUAAGUGAAACAGUAGAGAAGAUAAUGCAGGAAAAGAAAGAUAGUUUAAGUAAAAAAGAUGUCAUUCGGCAUUAUCUCGAGAAAAAUGGAGCAUCAUUGGGCUUGCCACCUCUGAAGAAUGAUGAAGUGGUGAUUCUUCUAUAUGAUGUCGUAUUACUUGAUAUAGAAGAUGAAAACACCGAUGGAACAUCAGAGAAGGACGAAUUCUUGGUUUUACUGAAAGAGAUCCUUGAGAAAUUCGCUGCUCAACUUGAAGUUAACCCAACUUUUCAUGAUCUUGACAACUGAAGCUAUAUCGAGUUAUUCCAGAUAAGUUCAUAUAUUAUCGAAACCUUUGCUUUUGGUGCCAAGGCAAUAGUGUUUAGUUAUAUUAUUGCAGUAUAACAAGUAUUCAUGUGACUAAAGAUUAAUGCGACGCAUUUCAUUUGCAUCUCUAUCAUUAGAAUUUGAUUGAGCUUUA
Molecule: messenger RNA, 1180 nt
Organism: Lycium ferocissimum
Lineage: Eukaryota; Viridiplantae; Streptophyta; Magnoliopsida; Solanales; Solanaceae
Exons: 4
Coding region: 31-1008 (325 amino acids)
Source: RefSeq, a predicted model, not a curated record